Molecule: messenger RNA, 2635 nt
Organism: Xiphophorus maculatus (southern platyfish)
Lineage: Eukaryota; Metazoa; Chordata; Actinopteri; Cyprinodontiformes; Poeciliidae
Product: growth/differentiation factor 8-like
Exons: 5
Coding region: 1177-2259 (360 amino acids)
Biological process (GO): SMAD protein signal transduction
Cellular component (GO): extracellular region
Molecular function (GO): cytokine activity; growth factor activity
Source: RefSeq, a predicted model, not a curated record
AUAUAUAUAAUCUCCCACUGAUACACGUUGCAUGCAUUUUAUUAAGAAAGUUAUUUGGUUUAGCGGCAGAUAAUUAUAAAGCAACACGUUUAGUCUGAUUGCUCAUGAAACCUUUUUUUUUUUUUAAAUUGAUGUUUCACAUGGAAACACCUUUUCCCUUUCCACAGCCAGUAAUGAGUCACCGGGACAAAAAUCCAGUUUUGCCAGAAAGUUCGCGCUACUUUUGGGCGCAUCGCCUCUUCAGUGACAGAAGGCAGGACCGUCGGCUGCUGUUCACAUCCUGGUUGUCAACGGAUCAUCUGUAGCAGAGACAGACAUGUUCAGCGGCACCUCUGGUAAAUUAAACUCAUCUGUGUACUUUUUUAGGAUAUAUCUCUUAAAAAACUAGAUAUUGACUUUCUACGGAUGCAUUCUCAGAUCAGCACCCUUCAGGCUAUGACCUGGGCCCCAAACCGGGGGACAAGCCCUCGCACGGAGGCGAUGGGGGUCAUGGACAAGAUGGCUGCCGUGGGGGAGACAACAGAGAUCAUGGGGUCAAGGGAAAGGGCAUGUCCGACAUAGAUCUGGAUCUUGCUCAACGACAACCGCUGUCAACAGCAAUGAGCAACAAAUCUGGUUCUGGUGGCUAAUUUUUGCUUCAAAACCUGAUCUGAUGGGGCUGGAUGAGAAUGUUAUUGUGCUACAAGGCGUUGGCCUAUCAGCGAAGCUUUUCAAGUUUAAAAUAGCAUCUCAGUGCUAAACAUGUUGCUAACUCUAAUGUCCACAAGCCACAUUUCUAAAAACGCUGCACAAAUGGUCAGGGCUUCCUGAAACACUGGGAAUCUGAUGGUUCAAUAACCUGAAUAAAAGAGGGAAAACGAUAAAUAUGUCUGUUUAUUCAAUAAUUUAACAGCAAACGGGUUUGAAUUAAAAUUUUUUGUAAACAUGGAUUCCAAUGACUUGAUCUGAAUUGAGUUCCUCCUCUUUUAAAGUGUUUGUGUUUGAACUUUAAGCCAAUCAGGAUGUGACAUUCAAACAUCGAUACGCAUCAUGAUGGGAACAGAAACUAGUUCUGUUCAUCCUGUCAUGGAAACAACACAAAUAGGAGGAAUGGAAAACUAACCUUUAUUUUAAUUUGUCUUACAGGCUGAUCGCGCUCCGACCAAAGAAGAAAUCAGGAAAUAUUAAAUUUUUCAGAUGCUCCUCUUCCUCUCCCUCGCCGCCGCCGUCCUGUCUGCGGGCCGCGCCAUGGAGAUGAACCAGACCUCCAAGCUGCUGGCGGAGAGUUUGGAGCAGUGCUCAGCCUGCGACUUCCGGGAGCACAGCAAGCAGCUGCGGCUCCACAGCAUCCGCUCGCAGAUCCUCAGCAUCCUGCGGCUGGAGCAGGCGCCCAACAUCAGCCGGGACAUGAUCCGCCAGCUCAUCCCCAAGGCGCCGCCUCUGACCCAGCUGCUGGACCAGUACGACCCGCGGGUGGAGGACGAGGAGCACGCUACGACCGAGACCAUCAUCACCAUGGCAACGAAGCCCAAUCCCGUCCCUGCAGAGCAGCUUUCCUCCUGCUGCCUGUUCAGCCUCAGUCCCAAGAUCCAGCCUAAGAACAUCCUGAGCGCCCAGCUGUGGGUUCACCUGCGGCCGUCCCUCGCCGUCACCACCGUCUUCCUGCAGGUGUCGCGCCUCCGGCCGGCCAGGGAGGGAAACGGCACGCGGGUCCGGGUCCGCUCCCUGAAGGUGGACACGGAGGCCGGAGCCGGCUCCUGGCAGAGCGUCGACAUCAAGUCCCUGCUGCAGGCCUGGCUGCGGCAGCCGGAGAGCAGCUACGGCCUGGAGAUCAACGCCUUCAGCAACAGGGGAGAAGACCUGGCCGUCACAUCAGCAGAGCCUGGAGAGGAGGGACUGCAACCGUUCAUCGAAGUGAAGAUUCUGGACAGCUCCAAGCGUUCCCGGCGAGACUCCGGACUGGACUGCGACGAGGAAUCCUCAGAGACCCGCUGCUGCCGCUACCCGCUCACCGUCGACUUCGAGGAGUUUGGCUGGGACUGGAUCAUCGCUCCCAAACGUUACCGCGCCAACUACUGCUCAGGGGAGUGCGAGUUCCUCCACCUGCAGCAGUAUCCGCACGCACACCUGGUGAACAAGGCCAACCCGCGGGGCUCCGCCGGGCCCUGCUGCACACCCACCAAGAUGUCGCCCAUCAACAUGCUUUACUUCAACCGCAAGGAGCAGAUCAUCUACGGGAAGAUCCCGUCCAUGGUGGUGGACAACUGUGGCUGUUUGUGAAGACGAAGGUUCAUUUACCUGUUUAUGAACGAAGCGUCUGAAGGAAUGGCCGUCAUCCUGAAGACCGCCAGAAACCGUUCUCCAAACAAAACACCGUAGCUUCAAUAAAAUAACAUUUAAAGCAGAUCAAAUAUUUACAACUUCUAGUUAGGGUAGAAAAAAAGAAGUAAAUUUCUGCCAAAAACUCAGAAAUGUUCAGAUUAAUCUCUUGUUAAUCUCUGAGCUCCAAAACUAAAACAUUUGCAAGAAAAACUGAGAAUUUUUGAGAUCAAUCUCAGGGGAAACACGAUAUUAUUGCUGAGAUCCAAAAGUUUUUUCUAGAAACAAACUGGAAAUGUCUGAGCUCCAAAAGUAAAAUUAUGAGAAAGUAACUCAA